AUGAAUCAAAAUGAUAAUUAUUUCCCAUUGUCUUACAAUGAUCACAAUCACCCACUCCAGAAGUGGCGUUUACACAGCAACUCCAUGCAUAGCUAGCCCCUCAUUAAAAUCGAUUUUGAUCAUAAACCAAAAAUGGUGUAUCAAUUGCCAGAUGUUUUCAUGACAAGUAGACUAAAUUAAUUAAAACAAUCCUUUUGUGAAAAUCCUAAAAAAAGCAGAAAAGCAAGUAAAGUAAGUUUGAACAGUUUAGAGGUUUCCCCUAAGAUUCCAAAAUUGACUAAAAGCAAAGAACACAAGGACAAAGAACUAUCUGAGUUGCAUAAGAGUUACGGUCAAUUUAAAAAAUCACUUAAUCGAGUGAAGAAAUAACACUUAAUUGGUGAAAAUAAUUGUGAAAUCAAUCCAAUGAAUCCAAACUCAUCCUUUUACCUAAAUGGAGUCAAAUUACCUUACAGUUUGUACGUUAUCAAUAAGAAUCGUUAAAUGGCCAUUACUAAUAUAAUGAAUAAUGCAAGUCCGCAUGCUCAUGAGUAAUCGUAAUAGUAGAUCUAAAUGAUUGACAAUUAAAUCAAAAAAGUUCGUAAUAUUGGCCCUUAUAUCAGGGAUCUAAAAUCAGAGCAAGUAAAAAUUGAAGGAAUACAGGAGUCGAUCUUAUUUGCAAAAUGCGUAUUACUCUAUGUUAUGUGUGAACUCUGA
Molecule: messenger RNA, 696 nt
Organism: Paramecium tetraurelia
Lineage: Eukaryota; Ciliophora; Oligohymenophorea; Peniculida; Parameciidae
Exons: 3
Source: RefSeq, a predicted model, not a curated record